UCCCCAUCUCCAUCCCCGUUUCUUCCAUUCAUCUAAAUCACCAUAACUCCAUUCCUGCAACUAUGCCUACUUCUUCACUUUUUGUAGUUUCAAAAUGCAUAAUUUACCCAGAUCAUCAUCAAUCUCUUAAUAAUACCUUAAAACUCUCUGUUUCUGAUCUUCCUAUGCUUUCUUGUCAAUACAUUCAAAAGGGUGUUUUGUUAACUCAAUCUCCUUUUGAAUCUUCAAAUUCCCUUAUUUCACAUCUCAAAAUUGCACUUUCUAAGACCCUUUCCCAUUUCCCUCCACUCGCCGGCAGAUUAAUUACUGAUUCCGAUGGGUAUGUUUACAUCAUCUGUAACGACGCUGGAGUUGAUUUUGUACAUACGAAAGCACCCCAUCUCAUGAUUUCAACUCUUGUUCCACAAAAUCAAUCUGAUAUUCCCAUUUAUUUCAGAAAAUUCUUCCAAUUUGAUAAAACCCUUAGUUAUGCUGGCCAUGAUAAACCUUUAAUGGCGAUUCAGGUUACCGAGCUAAACGACGGCGUUUUCAUCGGCUGUACCAUGAAUCACGCCGUCGUUGAUGGAACUUCGUUCUGGAAUUUCUUCAAUACUUUUGCCGAAUUUUCAAAAGGGGAGAAGAAGAUUACUAGGCAGCCGUGUUUUAGUCGUAAAACGGUGUUUGAUUCACCGGCGGUGCUUAAGUUCCCGGAAGGUGGACCGUCGGCGACUUUCUCCGGCGACGAGCCGUUGCGUGAGAAGAUCUUCCAUUUUAGCCGAGAAGCUAUUUUGAAGCUCAAGCUCAGAGCUAACAAAACGGGAGUUAACGGUAAAACUAACGGAAAGAUAACGCCAGUUAAUGAUGAGCCGGGUUUGAAAAACGGCGCGGCUGUGAAGAAUUCGGCUUUGGAGAUUUCGUCUUUCCAGUCGCUGAGUGCUCAGCUGUGGAGAUCCGUGACGCGGGCUAGGAAAUUGGAAGGGAACAAAACGACAACGUUUAGGAUGGCGGUCAAUUGCCGACAUCGGUUGGAGCAACGGAUGGAUCCGCUCUAUUUUGGGAACGGGAUCCAAAGCAUCCCAACCAUUGCUUCGGUUAAGGAAUUGUUAUCUAACGACUUGUAUUGGAGUGCGAAUCAGCUACAUCAAAACGUAGUGGCGCACGGUGAUAUCACUGUUCGCCAAGGUGUAAAGGAUUGGGAAAGUAACCCUAGGUUAUUUCCUUUAGGAAAUUUUGAUGGGGCAAUGAUUACUAUGGGAAGUUCACCUAGGUUUCCAAUGUACGAUAAUGAUUUCGGGUGGGGCCGACCGGUCGCGGUCCGAAGUGGCAUGGCUAAUAAAUUUGACGGUAAGAUCUCCGCCUUCCCCGGACGAGAAGGAAAUGGAACCGUUGAUCUUGAAGUGGUUUUAGCACCCGAGACAAUGGCGGGACUCGAAGAGGACAUGGAAUUUAUGCAAUAUGUUUCUUAAUGGUGU
Solanum stenotomum is the source of this 1451-nucleotide messenger RNA. RefSeq lists its product as uncharacterized. Lineage: Eukaryota; Viridiplantae; Streptophyta; Magnoliopsida; Solanales; Solanaceae. Bases 63 to 1445 code for a protein of 460 amino acids. The record is from RefSeq and is a predicted model, not a curated record. The transcript has a single exon.